UUCCCAUGUGUAAUUUUUUAUAUUAACUUAAGUUUUUUUCACAUUUUGUUAGCAAACCUUAGUUCAUAGUUAUUGUAGAUUUAAUGAAAAUCAAUUACUCGGCUAGUGUUAGUAGCUUGAAAUUGAACAUUUUCUAAACUUUAUUAUUGCGAUUUGAGAUGCAUUCUCCAGGACCAAAAUAUUUAUUGCCGACAACCGUCGGAUAUGACAAGCAUGAUAUCACAAGGCCGCGUGAGCCUGCGUACAGCUUGAACUUCAAAAUUUCCAACGAGAGUAAGAGUAUCAGUCCCGGACCUAAGUACCAGUGUGACAAACUGAGUAAUCGUGGUCCUUACCAAUCAAAGAGCGCUUUCCUGAGUUCGAGGUUUGACAACCAAGAAAAAUUUACAAAACAGACUCCUGGUGCUGGUAAAUAUUACCCUAACAUUAAGUCCGACUCACGAUACAAAAAAUCUCCGGAAGCAUCACACCUUGGUACAUUUUACAACCCACAACCGGAUAUUAAGCCAGGACCUAAAUACAUGCUUGCAGGCACUUUGGGACGUGGUUUAGAAUUUCCAAGCAGUCCUUGUGCUUGUUUAAUAGGAAAGUCAAAUUUUUGCUCUGCACUACAAGUCAGCAAUUCGCCCGGUCCCGGAAAAUAUUUUCAUACCAACAUGGAUAUAUAUUUAAGAAAGUCACCCGGUGUACCUUUAGGGGCCAAAAGGACCGAACCCAAAGUAACCCCAGCUACAAUCCAACCCGGGCCAAAAUACUAUGGGAACUAUAAUAAAAUAAAACGUGAAUCGCCUGCGUACUCACUAGGCGUGAGGCACUCGUGGAAACAGAUGCUUCUCAGGAUGCCCAAUGAUGGCGGACACUACUAUGGUUGUUGAGUUCAAUAUAAAACAGAUUUAUUUAAGAUGACUUCGAUCCCAGACGGAAGAAGUCUGGAUAUGGUCUUGCUCCCGGGCCAGGCAAUAGUUGAACGUGUGAAAAUUUCUCAUUAAAAUCAUUCUAAAAACACUU
Molecule: messenger RNA, 1008 nt
Organism: Cimex lectularius (bed bug)
Lineage: Eukaryota; Metazoa; Arthropoda; Insecta; Hemiptera; Cimicidae
Product: outer dense fiber protein 3-like
Exons: 5
Coding region: 159-875 (238 amino acids)
Source: RefSeq, a predicted model, not a curated record